GCGGGGCCGGAGUGCGGGUGCAUAGAAACACAGCGCCUCUGUGGAUGGAAGUCGCCCGCCGUAGGCACCGUCCUAUCGCCGAGAGAGUUCAGACACUUUCAGUUUCUCUCUGAACAUCCAAAGCAAACACAAAACGCUCGGAUUUCGCACUGAGGUAGGAUACAGUCGCUGUGGAACGUGCGGAAAGUCACAGCUAGCUGUGGUAGCCGUGUUCGCCUAGGCUGUCAGAUGAGUUUAGCUAACUACUGCUUUAUAGAGCUGAAUUGAGAAGAACAGCCUUGCUCCCCCGUUCCAGCACGAUGAAGGUACUCUUUACAAACGCGGUACACACUUACACAUGGAUUUUGAUAUUCCUGUGGGAACUGGAGCAUAAGCCAGCAGCUAUGGAGCCUAAAGACUGUGUUGCCAGCCACGACGUCCCUGUGGCAAUUUUACAAAAAAAGAUUCUUUCUGCAAGAAGCCCAGAGGAUAAAGCAAGAUUUGAGAAGGAACUAGAUGAACUCAUACAGGCGAGAGAAAUAGUCAGAGACGCUAUGAACCAAAUUGUGGAAAAGUGCACAGAUUCUCCUGAAGAAGCUCAACAAGUAAUGAAAGGAAAGAGCUCUGCCCAUAGCAGCAAGACAUAUAAGGAGGUUGUUGAAUACUUCAGAAAGAAAGGCUUUAACUGGCAUGAUCCAAAGUAUCAAACUGCACUACAACAUCUGUAUGUCUUUGCAAACCUAAUUGAGAAGAAGGUUCCAGUGGAACGUAUUAAGGCUGCAAUUGAUGAAGUGAACAUUAACCCGAAGAAAGAAAGGGUGGAAGGUACUGCAUCCCCCAACACUGAGAAUGAAUGAAAUUAACUGCAAACAUAAGAUCUCUGUCUCUGUUUUUUUUACUGGAACUGCUAUAUGCUUGCUUCUCUUGUGGAGUUUUCUUCAUUGUUAUUUUUCAUGCAAACCAUAUUCAAAAGCCAGUUAAUUAAUUGCUUCAUUGUAAUCCAUUUAUGCCCACCUGAUACCGCAGAGUGCAGUAAUACCAGAGCCGGUUUAUGAGGCAUCUGGCCCCUUCCUAUUCCUCCUGUUAUAUCAAAAACAGGACUGCUAAACAGCAGAGGGCACCUGCGUGGGAGUCCUCAAUGAAUGGGAGUAAAUGGCUCUCAACGGCUAACAAACAAAUAGCAAAAAGUUUCUAAUCACUUACCCAGAACGUUUCUUUUAGAAAGUUGAAGGAUGUAUUUCACUAAAAAAAAACAAAGAAAUCUCACCUAUAUAUUGGCCUUUUCUUUAGCAAACGGGUUUUGGGCGGGCGGGCAGGAGGCUUGGCAUUACUGCUACAGAGUGAUGUUUGAUUGGCAAGCGGAGCAACUCAUUGGCAGUCAUUGGGGCGCAGUUUUAAAUUCUUAUAACUCGAGUUUAAAAGCUCUUAAAAACAUAACAGCAUUGUUAAAAUGUUUUAUGCUGUUCUGUGUUCAGGAAAUGAUUGCAUUCUUUUACAUUAAAAAUGUUUAAGCAUUUGUAAACUAUGAUUUUGCUCAAAUGCUCCAUAUCAACCCAUUCAUUUUGGACUCUAGCAUUUGAGAAACCCAGAUCUCUACAAAUCUCUCAACCAAUCUCUCUACAAAUUCUCUGGUAAUACUGCAACACCAAGCUGUAUCCUUCUACAUUUGAAAUGUAAGUGUUAAAUGCAGUGCAGUUAAAUGAAAAUCCUAUCAUAAUAUGUAGUUACCCUGCAGUGCCAUUGGGCGCUCAUGUCAUGAAGGGGAAUUGGUGAUAUUUCUAGUGAGGAAGGACUGAAUGCUAGGAGUCAUCCUCUGUCCAUUGCUUAGCAAUAUAUGGGUUCAGUUGGAAGUUCACAGCAAAGUUUUCAGUCACCUCUAAGCACCUUGUGCCACCUGCCUCCCUGGGUUACUGCUGUCAGCAGUUAUAUAAUAAUAGGUAUAUAAUAAAUGUUAUGUAAAUAUAUGUAAUUAAUAUUCUGCAGAACGAUUUCCAGUCUAUCUUAAUGCAAAGAUUAUUUUAAUUAAAAUAUAUAUUCAUGUCGUAAUGCCAUCAUGCAAAAAUACAGCAUAGACAUAUUAAAAUAAAUACUUUAUGACAUCAUUUGUGACAUAUAGCAAGGGAUCGGGGUUGUUUUUGAACACUUGGGGGCACCCCACCCACUUAUAUUCUCUUUAUGUAAGAAACAAAUCUAUGCCUAAUUCAUUUUGGAGAAAAAUAGCUAAAUCUCUUAACUCGCUGUAAUUUUGCUACAGACAUUGAAUAUUAAGAUACUGAAUAUGCUAAAAAGUACAUAAUCACAGUCUCCUGGUGCUUUGUGGGCCCUAAGCAACCAUUUAUACUGCUUACAGCAGGAAAACAGCCCUGCCUGUGUUAUAAAACUGGUUUAUAAUGAGGAAAUUCCUGUAAUAAUCUGAUAUUGAUUACAAACAGUUUUUCUCACUUAAGUGGUCAUGUAAGCUGCAUGUCUGUCAAUGAGGAAAAAACUUUCAUGAGCAUAUGGGACCAGUGGUAAUCCCAAUCAAACUCAUUACAGUCAAGUUGAAAGCCUGGAAUUCUAAGGCAUAUUUCUUAGCAUUGACACAUGAAGUCCUUUUGCAGGUUUGGGAAUAAAUGCUCAGGUAGCUGGGAGGCAUUCUGGCCCUGAAUGAGGAAAGACUGGGACUUUCUUUUCCUUUUUUGUUGUUAAAUUCACAUAGAUCAAGGCUUUACAGUGAUUUACAGCUAAACACUACUGUCAGUGAUACUGAUUCAUUAUGGACUUUCAUUUACAUUCAUUUUAUUGAGUUUAAUAUUUUUGAGUCUAUUUCUAAAACCAAAUGACCUUGUUACUGCAUAACAAUGUACCAACUGAUUUGCAUGUUUGUAUUUGAAAAGAUUUUGGGUGUCUUGUAAGGGAGUUUAGAAAGUCAACUCUAUUACUUAGAAAACAUAGUCUGCAGUGUUUUGGGCUUUGAUGUACAUUUUUGGAAAUAUAAGAUGUGUUUCUACAAAUGAAUUAGCUAUUAGUCAUUUUACAGAAAAUCUGUAAUUAAGUGUUCUACUGCUUUUCCAUUGCCUUGAUCAGCGUAAAGAAUUAAACGUCAAACACUGUAUUACUACGUGAA
Molecule: messenger RNA, 3085 nt
Organism: Pygocentrus nattereri (red-bellied piranha)
Lineage: Eukaryota; Metazoa; Chordata; Actinopteri; Characiformes; Serrasalmidae
Product: legumain-like
Exons: 5
Coding region: 300-836 (178 amino acids)
Source: RefSeq, a predicted model, not a curated record